Molecule: messenger RNA, 861 nt
Organism: Plasmodium fragile
Lineage: Eukaryota; Apicomplexa; Aconoidasida; Haemosporida; Plasmodiidae
Exons: 1
Coding region: 1-861 (286 amino acids)
Source: RefSeq, a predicted model, not a curated record
AUGGAAGGCUCAGUUAAAAGUUCCAACAGCUUCCAAAAAGCAGAUUCCAUAGAUGCCAAGGAAACCUCCACAGUUGACCGAAAAUGGGUUGCCCUAACGGCGUACCAACCCGUCGACGUCGUCACCAAAACUGUUGAAGUCCCCGUUAUCAAAACGGUAGAAAAAUUUGUCCCAAAAACAAUCAUUCAAGAGAAAAUUAUCCACGUCCCUAGAAAUGUCACCCACAUUGUAGAAAAAAUCGUAGAAGUACCAGAAGUUAAAUAUAUAGAAAAAAUUGUUGAAGUGCCACACAUUCAUUACAAGAAUAAGUAUGUACCCAAAAUUGAAGUGGUAGAAAAGGUCGUGGAGAGACAGAAAAUAAUCGAAAAAUGGCAUGACAAAAUUGUAGAAGUACCUCAAAUUAAGGAAGUGGUCAGAUUUAAAGAAAUAGAAGAUGCUGAGGAAGUUAUUAAAUACAUUCCAAGAAACUCAAAAAAUAUUAACUGGGAAGAGGAGUACCAAAAGUAUACGCAGACAAAGGGACAAGAGAGAUACAGCUUGGAUAACAACAGCUAUCAGCAGAAAAUGAGCUCCUAUAAUGAAUAUAACGAGAAAGCAUACUCACAAAAUGCCUACAGCAGAAGUCUAGAUUAUUUGAGCAAGCAAUCUGCCAGUCUAAAUAAUCAGAGCAAUCUGAGGAGCGAAGACUUUUCCCAAAUUAAUUUCUUCAAUCAGUACAGCGGAAGUGGCGGAGCAAGUUACGAACAACAGAGAAACAGCCUCCCAACCUCCAGCUUCGAAGCUCGUGGAAGCUUGCAGUUGAAGAGAUUGCCCUCUGAGGAGGCCAAACCCGUCGGCUGCUGCACGUCCGCUUGCAUCUGA